CUACACACUUCACGGCCCCCAACCCCAACAAUUGCAGCGCCAGCCCUUAAUUAGCCGCUGCUUUUGUCUACUACCGAUCUUCUCAUCACUCUACUUGUUUUAAUUCUUCAAUUGCCCCAAUCCCUGGGUCCGGGAUUGCCGGGUCCCCUCUCACGUUAACAUGGCACCUCGGAUACAGAGCCAGCGUGUGUCCAAUGCCCUCCUCCCCUAUCUCACAUCCUCCCAAUCCUCCUCCACAUCCUCCAUCUCAUCCACAUACCCUUCAUCACAACUAUUCUCCCGUCAAUUUUCUGCGACGGCGGCUCCACAGACCAGGCUUCGCCGGCAAAUGUUCCAAUGGCUUUCUACCGAGGGCGCCGCGCUGAAGCAUCACAUCCCUGGCGAAACAAACUAUCUGUCAGGCCGGGCUGAUCGUGAUGGGGAUUCUAAUGAGGCCCCACGGCCUUUUCCGGGUAACCGGACUUUCAUAAGUGAGGCCGUCCUCAGCGAGGAGCUCCGGAAUGAAGUUUAUGUUCGGGUUGUUGAGAAGAAGAAGAGCUUGCGUGCUGUCAGUGUCGAGCUUGGUAUCGAUAUGAAGCGCAUUGCGGCUGUUGUGCGGUUAGUGGAGAUGGAGAGGAGACAACGAGCACAGGGUAAACCUCUAGCAUUGCCAUAUGCUCGUGCUGUCCACGAAAUGAUCCCAACCACACCACUCGCCCAGGAUGGCGAGCGCCAAACCUUCCACGAACCUAUCAAUGAUCUCCCCGCCCACCCUUCCACCGGUGCCCAGAUCUUCUACCCCGUGCCCGAGUCACGAUCAUUCACUCGUGUCGAUGCUGGUCGCGUCUUCUCUGGUGCACCAGCAUUGGAAAAGGCCGUCGCCGACAAGAUCUCUCACCCUUCUGAUCUGGUCGACGACAUCAUCCAAAACCCCAACUCGAUCGAGUGGGUUGGUAAGGGCGAGAACGCCCGCCAGGUCCUUCAACCUGCGGAUGUGCGUAUCCCGCACCCGCAAUUGGUCAAGCUGGAGCUUGACCGCAAGGCCUUCCCCAACGAGCGCCGGGCUGUGGCACAGCGUCACGCCGAGCGCGUCGAGAAGCAGGAGGCCGCCGAGCAGCAGCGCCGCGAGCGAGCCCAUGCUCGUCGUGAGAAGAGCAUUCAACACGUCGAGCCGGAGGGUAGCCGAUUCGACUACCGUAUUCAGGACGCCAAGUUCACCAAGGAGACUACUGGUGCGGAUGGCCGUGCUCCCUGGGCUCCUGGUCGCCGGUACGGUGUGCCGGCCGACGAUCGCAAGCGCGGUAAGGUCAAGAUUCCCACUCGUGUGGAGGCUUAAGCUUCGUGCGGGGGAUGAGGUGACUAUAUUUUGGGCUUGAGGUUGAGUGCUGUCUUUCCCUUCGGACGAGGAAGACGAGCAAUUGUACUUGUACUUAUACAUCUGUUUGGCGAUGUUUCUAUUCAACCCUGUAUCUAUACCAUAACAUACCAUGGAUUGUUUUCAUACUUGAC
Molecule: messenger RNA, 1488 nt
Organism: Penicillium subrubescens
Lineage: Eukaryota; Fungi; Ascomycota; Eurotiomycetes; Eurotiales; Aspergillaceae
Product: mitochondrial 37S ribosomal protein mS45
Exons: 2
Coding region: 161-1315 (384 amino acids)
Biological process (GO): mitochondrial translation
Cellular component (GO): mitochondrial small ribosomal subunit
Molecular function (GO): structural constituent of ribosome
Source: RefSeq, a predicted model, not a curated record